Necator americanus (New World hookworm) is the source of this 372-nucleotide messenger RNA. RefSeq lists its product as uncharacterized. The record is from RefSeq and is a predicted model, not a curated record. Lineage: Eukaryota; Metazoa; Nematoda; Chromadorea; Rhabditida; Ancylostomatidae. The transcript has a single exon. Bases 1 to 372 code for a protein of 123 amino acids.
AUGUCAUCCCAGGGGUUUUCCCGUCCGAAGUACGGCAUGCAUUCAUGUCGGGAAGAAAUCAACGUUCUCAAACAGUUGAAGACCUGCAAGAGCGUGUUGCUGUAUAAGAAGGGAGAUCCACAUGACGCCGGAAACUAUCGCCUAAUCUGCUUACUCUCCGUCAUGUACAAGCUCUUCACAAAAGCGAUCCUAUACAGAUAUGAAAAAGUGCUAGAUGAAGGACAGCCAUGCGAGCAAACAGGGUUUCGCAAGGAAUUCAGCACAACUGACCACAUUCACACUGUUUCGAAACUCAUCGAAGUAUCACGAGAGUACAAGAUGCCGUUAUUUCUCACCUUUGUAGACUUGAAGAAGGCCUCUAAACCAGUUUAG